AUGGCGGCGACGAGGGCGGCGAGCCGUUUCAUCAGCCGACGGCUCUCUAGCGGGGGGAAGAUCCUGAGUGAGGAGGAGAAGGCUGUGGAGAAUGUCUACAUCAAGGUCUGAUUCCUCACCUUGGUACAUUAUGUUUUGCGUCUUUCCAUCAUCCUCUUGAGCCACUUGUAUUAGGUCCGAUUCUUCUUCGGAUCAUGAUGGAUUCUUAUUUUCUGUGCUUUCAUAUGUGGAUGUUAAUGCUGUCACUAGGUUAGUUUUUCAACGUGCGCUAUUCACAAACCCUCGCUACGCUGUUUUUGUCGGCAAUUUAAUCGUUUCCGGGCGUUUCACAUCAGUAGAGUUCUAAAUGGUGGGGGUGCUUUGUGCCUUUUGGAGCCUAGGAUUAUGUAGCUUGUCCCCUUCUAGAUUAUGGAUUCACAUGAGGAGCUCGUUGUUUUUUCUACUGCGUUUGUUCAUGAGUGAUUUAUCCGUAGGCGCGGACUGUAUAUUUGGGCUCUUAUUUUUUCAGUAAUGCCUGAGGUCUUUGGGCGCUCGACCAAUAUAUACUGAAUGCCUGUCAUUUUAUUUGCGUGAAUUUCGGCUUAUGUUCUACUAUGCCCGAAUUUUUUGGGGCAGACGUUUAUUCACUUUAGAUCCUCAUUAAGCAUCCUUUGUUGAACCGAUUAAGUUAUUUAACGUACUUUUGCGUAAUGAGAACCCCUUCCCUUGUCCUCUGUGUACAUGGAACCUAUCAUUCUGUUAAAAGUAAGGUUGCCUUAUUUAAAUGCUAACACCGAUGAGCAUUGACUUCUUUUCUUGCAUCAUUGGUCAUAUCAUUUUAACAAGGCAGGACAAUUCGCCGCGGUGUUAUGGUAUCUUGGGUGAGCCACCAUGGUUUUAUGGGUUAUACUGAGUUGGUGUCGUAAGACAUUGGCCGAAAAAUUUUAGUACGUGGAGAAAAUGAGUACGUCGGCCAUAUUAUUUAAGAAUUGAAAACCAGCUGAUGAUCAUGGCGUUCCUGAAGGAUACAAGCAUGUGCAGAUUUAAUCGCAGUUGAUCUGGAUAAGAUAAGAAAGGAAGUUAUCAGUAACCAACCUUUUCAUCACUGACCGUAAGAGUGUUACAUCUCAAGGUCAUGCUCUAGUUUCUCCUCAAUCAAUAGCAUAUCUCAUGCACACGUUGAGGAUGUUCAAGUUAUUAGUGGCCUCAUUAUGAUUUGGAAAGAUGACCGACAGGAAAUAGUCAUGUUCAUGAUUUGGCAACUGGUUCUUAAGUCAACUCGCCUAUUUUUUUAACAUUACGCAAUCUGCUAAAUGGGUUUAGAUGGUGCCUGAAUUUAUAUUUUUUAUUUUAUUUUCAUAUGGAUAUGCUGAGUGGAUAUUCUUUUCCUUUGUCUUAUUCUGUAAGGCAUCCAGGUGCGGUGCUCCGUCAAUUUAUAACUUUCAGAUUGAUUACAUGCCAUUACAUUAGGAAAUCAAUCUUAUCACGUAGCUUUGGAAAUUAUAAUAUAUUUGGUCUUCUUUAUUGCUUAUGCUCUCAAAUCCCAGAUUCUGCCCCAAAAAUUCGUGGUUACCAGAUACUCACUGGGUCCGCCAUGCAAUGUAAAGAAAUCAGGCUGACUUGGCUGAUGCCCAUUGCUUUUUCUCUGAUGUUCAUCACUUCUCUCGUGAAUUCUGAGGGAGCAACGACUUUUAACUACGCACCAGUACUGGUCGCUGUUCAUGGUGUUGACACGAACCUGCUUCAUGCUGUUGCAGAAACUCGAGCAAGAGAAGUUGGAGAAGCUCGCUCGGAAGGUGCGGUCGUACGAAGCUUUCUGAUAAUUUCCUCUGCAUCAUUCAGUCAUCAAGUUAUAUAACACGCUCCCAAUGCUCAUACAAUCACCAAGAAUGGAAAAAAACGAUGGCAGAACUCCUCAUGAAUGAUUACUCGAACAAACCCACUCACUGUUCAUGAGAAAUUUCUUCUUACCCGCGAAGAUCUUCUUCUCACAUCAUAUCAAGCCCACUCUUAAAUAGUCUCAUCGGAUCCUCAUCAUCUUCCUCCAUAGAAUCACAAGGUUCACGAUGAUGGAUGCAGGGUGUGAAAUCAGAAGCUCCGGCCACAUCAUCGGACACAGCGACACCUGCAGCCAAUGCUGCAAGCGGCUCAGCGGGAUCCUCCACCUCCAGGGGCGUUUCCACCGACAAGAACAGGAACUACGCCGUGCUGGCCGGCACAGUGACUGCACUCGCCGGGCUCGGCUGGUAUCUCAGCACCAGAGACAAGAAGACGGAGGAAGCCCAGGACUAG
Molecule: messenger RNA, 2271 nt
Organism: Spirodela intermedia
Lineage: Eukaryota; Viridiplantae; Streptophyta; Magnoliopsida; Alismatales; Araceae
Source: the annotation of a GenBank genome assembly